Molecule: messenger RNA, 1032 nt
Organism: Spodoptera littoralis (African cotton leafworm)
Lineage: Eukaryota; Metazoa; Arthropoda; Insecta; Lepidoptera; Noctuidae
Source: the annotation of a GenBank genome assembly
AUGCCUGCCAAAAUGAUGAGCGCAAGAGGUGGCGGCGCAGCUGGUGGCGACGUCAGCGUAGCUGACAGCCCACUGGCUUCCUUCGAGACAUUAACUCAAGCCGCCAUCAUCGCCGUCAUGGGCAUUGCUAUAGUCGUCUCUAAUAUUCUUAUUAUAGCUUCUUUCCUUAACUUCAAAGGUCUUUCCAAUGAAGUGAUUAACUAUUACUUGCUAUCGCUGGCUGUGGCGGAUCUCUUGAUCGGCGUGUUCGUGGUGCCGCUGUCGGUGUACCCCGCCAUCACGGGGCGCUGGAUGUUCGGCGACCUGAUGUGCCGGCUGGCGGGCUACGUGGAGGUCACGCUCUGGUCCGUGUCUGUCUACACCUUCAUGUGGAUCUCCGUUGACCGUUAUCUCGCAGUACGGAAGCCUCUCCGCUAUGAGACGGUUAGUGCGACGGUACAAACGCGCACUAGAAGCCAAUGUUGGAUGGUGUUCACAUGGAUUUCAGCCGCAAUGCUUUGCUGUCCUCCUCUUCUUGGCUACAAAAAGGAAGCAAACUUCGACAAGGAAACGUUUAUCUGUAUGUUAGACUGGGGCACUACAUACGCGUACACAGCAACCCUCGGUAUCCUCGUGCUGGGACCAAGCGUUAUAUCGAUCGUGUACAACUAUUAUUAUAUUUUUUCAAUGAAACGUAAACUUAACAGCGGCGUACCUAUCCACGACAAAGAGUACGCGACUGCUCUUGCUGAGAACCUGUCAAACCCGAGCCACUGGAUGAGUUUCAUCAUGGUCUGCACAUUCUGGCUGAGUUGGACUCCCUACGUUGUCGUCAAGCUUUACGAAUAUUGCACUGAUCAGGAAAUAAAGAUACCGAUGUUACAUUUCGGUGUAGUUUGGAUGGGCAUUUUAAAUUCGUUUUGGAAGAUUGUUAUACUACUUAUGUUCAGCCCACAAUUUCGCCUGGCGCUUCGAAUAUUAUGCCUGACAGCAUGCUGCCGCUCCAAGGGGCGCCUGGCUGCGGAGCUCAUGGGCCUGGACAAUGAUGACUGA